AUGGCCGACAGCUACUUGGUUCUGCAAAUAUUUCUCGCGAUUGUUAUGCUUGUGGUCACAUGUGUUGCUGGUUGUGUGCCUUUAAUAUUAUUAACAGUAAUGAAGCGCAAAGGGAAAGAUCAGUCGAAAAGCGGCUGGCUCUCGUACCUGUCAUGCUUUUCCGGCGGCGUUUUUAUGGCGACUUGCUUUCUCGACAUCAUUCCCCAUAUUGGAGAGAAUUAUGAGAAGCUCGUCGACUCGUAUGAUCUGCACUUGCCGGUUCCAGCCAAUCAGGUCUUCAUUUGCUGCGGCUUUUUUCUAGUUUAUUUCAUCGAGGAAAUUACUGCACGGGUAUUUGGUCAAGAAGAUCACGGGCAUUCGCAUGGAACUCCACCAAAACAUACCGAAAAUAUAACAACUGAUGGCAACGAGUUGCGACGAAUGCGGCCGAGUAAUAACAGCAUUUCCAGUCUCGUCGUCGAAGAAGCUUCGCCUUGGGUCGUCUCCGACGAGCACACGAAUCUCCUCAAAUCGCUCACGUUCGCCGUCGCCAUGUCGUUUCAUUCGCUCCUCGAGGGUUUCGCGUUAGGUGUUCAAGAUACCGCCACUGGAAUUUAUGCGCUCUUCUUCUCAUUACUUCUUCACAAAUCAAUUGAAGCAUUUUCUGUUGGACUUCAAAUAUCGAAGACGAAUAGUGACAAGUAUAAAACAGUGGCGUUCACGAUUCUCACUUAUUCUUUGAUGACUCCUAUCGGGUCCGUAUUAGGAACAUUGUUGCAGAACUCUUCUUCAACAUCUUUAUUAAAAGAAGGAGCAAUCCUUUUUUUGGAAAGUCUAGCAGCAGGAACAUUCAUUUAUGUGACAUUCCUUGAGGUUCUUGCGCAUGAAAAAGAGAGCGGUUUUAAUAGUUUAAAACAGCUUUCAUCCAUCAUCUUCGGGUUUAUUCUCAUUUUAAUAUUGCAAAUGGUUUUUGGACAUGAUCAUGGAGCAGAACCUCACUCACAUCAGCAUUUUAACAAUGUAACAGCGCACUGA
Caenorhabditis bovis is the source of this 1014-nucleotide messenger RNA. The record is from the annotation of a GenBank genome assembly. Lineage: Eukaryota; Metazoa; Nematoda; Chromadorea; Rhabditida; Rhabditidae.